Manis javanica (Malayan pangolin) is the source of this 12572-nucleotide messenger RNA. RefSeq names its product EYA transcriptional coactivator and phosphatase 2 (gene EYA2). The record is from RefSeq and is a predicted model, not a curated record. Gene Ontology annotation, molecular function: protein tyrosine phosphatase activity. Gene Ontology annotation, cellular component: nucleus. Gene Ontology annotation, biological process: multicellular organism development; positive regulation of DNA repair; negative regulation of extrinsic apoptotic signaling pathway in absence of ligand. Lineage: Eukaryota; Metazoa; Chordata; Mammalia; Pholidota; Manidae.
CGGGCGGCGGCGGCGGAGGGAGGGCCCGGCCCGGGAGGGGAAGGGGCCGGUCCUCCCCGCGCAGGCAGCAGCCGCGGCAGCCUAGGAGGCGGAGGCAGCGGCGGCGGCAGGGGAGGCAACGUGCCCGCCGCAGUCCGCCCGGCAGCACCGGACCCGCGCCCGCCCGCGCCGGGGCGCCCUCUUCACUGCGCGCGGUAUAAGGAAAUGCUAGAACUAGUGAUCUCACCCAGCCUUACUGUAAACAGCAGUUGUCCGGGGAAACUGAAGCUUAACUGCGCUGACGCUGAUGUCUGGACUCUGAGUGACAUAGAAGGCAUCCCCACAUCAGUCCCUCUGAGCGUGUCCCCGCUCUUCGCAAGACCUUGCGCACGUGUCCUGCCAAGCCAGCCUCCCACAGCCAUGGCGGCCUACGGCCAGACACAGUACAGCACGGGGAUCCAGCAGGCCGCCCCCUACACGGCUUACCCACCUCCAGCACAAGCCUACGGGAUCCCUUCUUACAGCAUCAAGACAGAAGACAGCUUGAACCAUUCCCCCAGCCAGAGUGGAUUCCUCAGCUACGGCUCCAGCUUCAGCACCCCACCCACUGGACAGAGCCCAUACACCUACCAGAUGCACGGUUCGGCGGGGAUCUAUCAAGGAGCAAACGGACUGCCCAACGCAGCCGGAUUUGCAAGUGUGCACCAGGACUAUCCUUCCUACCCUGGCUUCCCUCAGAGCCAGUACUCCCAGUAUUACAGCUCGUCCUACAGCACUCCCUAUGUCCCGGCCAGCAGCGUCUGCCCUUCACCCCUCUCCACGGCCACCUACGUCCUUCAGGAGGCAUCUCACAAUGCCCCUAGCCAGAGUUCUGAGCUGCUUGGCGGUGAAUAUCACACACACAAUGGACCUUCCACGCCCGCAAAGGAGGGAGACGCAGACAGGCCGCACCGGGCCUCCUCCGACGGGAAGCUCCGAGGCCGGUCUAAGCGGAGCAGCGACCCCUCCCCAGCAGGGAACAAUGAGAUUGAGCGUGUGUUCGUGUGGGACUUGGAUGAGACAAUAAUUAUUUUUCACUCCUUACUCACGGGGACUUUUGCAUCCAGAUACGGGAAGGACACCACGACGUCUGUGCGCAUCGGCCUGAUGAUGGAAGAAAUGAUCUUCAACCUUGCAGACACGCAUCUGUUCUUCAAUGACCUGGAGGACUGUGACCAGAUCCACAUUGAUGACGUCUCCUCUGAUGAUAACGGACAGGAUUUAAGCACGUACAACUUCUCGGCUGAUGGCUUCCACAGUUCAGCCCCGGGAGCCAACCUGUGCCUGGGCUCCGGUGUGCACGGCGGUGUGGACUGGAUGAGGAAGCUGGCCUUCCGCUACCGGCGGGUGAAGGAGAUGUACAACACGUACAAGAACAACGUUGGCGGGUUGAUAGGAGCACCCAAAAGAGAGACCUGGCUACAGCUCCGAGCCGAGCUGGAAGCUCUCACCGACCUCUGGCUGACCCACUCCCUGAAGGCACUAAACCUCAUCAACUCCCGGCCCAAUUGCGUCAACGUGCUGGUCACCACCACUCAACUAAUUCCUGCACUGGCCAAAGUCCUGCUGUAUGGCCUGGGCUCCGUGUUUCCUAUUGAGAACAUCUACAGUGCAACCAAGACAGGGAAGGAGAGCUGCUUCGAAAGGAUAAUGCAGCGAUUCGGCAGAAAAGCCGUCUACAUCGUGAUUGGCGAUGGUGUCGAAGAGGAGCAGGGAGCAAAAAAGCACAACAUGCCUUUCUGGCGGAUAUCCUGCCACGCCGACCUGGAGGCACUGAGGCACGCCCUGGAGCUGGAGUAUUUAUAGCAGGACCCACAGCACCAUCUGCCAUCAAGGGGCAUCCCGGGCAUCCCACCCACCCAGGCCCCUCGCCUUCCCUGCCUCCCCGCCAGAUGCUGAGCGCCAGAAGGGUACCUUCAGCCGAGAGGACCCGUCCAGUGACCAUCUCAGAAGCUGUCCUUUCAGUCCAAACGUGGGUCCUGAGAAGCAGAGUACCCAGCAGUGGCUUUAGGAUAUUUAACUUUGGGGGAAAGGGCUGGCUCAGGCUCAGAGUCCAGACUUUUCUACAAGACUUACAGCACAAAAGCAAGGAAUUGCUGAUUUGGGGGAGGGCUGGUGAGGAGGAGGGGACAGGCUCGGUUUUGUUUUUUGUUUUUGUUUUUUUUUUUUAAUUUAUGGACUAAUGUCAUUACUCUGACGACGCUCUCAUACCUGUGUUGUUGGUUUUCUUAGUCGUUGGUUUGGUUUGGUUUUUUAAACUGGCAUGUGGGGUGGUGUUCAGCUCUAAUUUAAGUACUCUCUGCUCCAAGUUGUGCUUUGGGGGGGACAAUCAUUCUUUGAACAAUUGGUGAGGGAGGCGAUUUGGGGCUGUUGGGAAAAACUAUUGCUUAUUCGUUUUUAAGGACCUAACUUGACGUCAUGUGGACAGUGCACGUGCCUUAUGCUGCCAUCUUGUUUUCUAGGAAGAGGAGUUGCUGGAGAGGAGGUGGUACUUUGUGACAGAUAAGAGGCAUUAAAUAAAACCACGUUUACAUUUUGAAGUGGGGUAGGGUACCACUACUUUAUUACCAUUCUUCAGGCUUCCGAAUGUUUGGCCUUUUCUGAACUUUUUCAGUAGCAAAGGAAUAAAAUCCAACUCAAACUGGCUUAAGACAAAAAAAGAAAAAUGUCUUCAGGAACUUUAGGUGUUACUGACUUCAGGCAUAGCUGGAUCCAGGUGAUCAAAUGACUUCCACCUGUGUGGUCUUAGUUCUCAGUCACACUCUUUCCUAUGUGGCAAAGAUGACCAAGAAUUUUUUUAGCAAAACCACACCUAUAGAAAGAGCACUUCCAGCACAGGGGUUCUGACAGAGCCCCAGGACUGUAUCUCAUUGUCCAAACCUGAGUCACGGACUACCCAUGGAGCUCAAUUUAGGGUUUGAUCCCUCAUGAACAAAAAAUUGGGGAGACCUGGCCUCCCAAAGAGAAAAUCUGUGGGCUAUUACUAAAAGACUGGGGAAAAUUGCAUGGUUGAACUAGAAAGUACAACCGACUUCCAUUCCAGUGAUUAGACUUCAUUUUACAGUAGGUGAGCCACGAAUCCAGUAUAGGGGGCAAGGAGGGGCAAUUGGAAAAGUCCUGAGGAUGCCUUGAGCAUUGUUUCUGCCCACAGAGUUCCAAGUAGAGCCUGAUUCCAUCUGAUUGGCUGCUAGACAUAAGUAAAAGCUCCUUCCCCUCUCCGUGUUGGUAAAAUCCAGGGUUACCAACUGGCUGGUAUCCAUGUCAGUGGAAAUGGGAGAUGACUCAGUGAUUGGCAUCUCAGAGCUAGAAUCUCUGACGGAUAGAAAACCAUCACCAAGGGUGAGAUAGACUCCCUUACUAGACUCUGAGCUCCCUGGAUGCAGGGCUAUUGGUUUUCAAAUCUGUAUCCCCAGCAUCAGAUGUGCUUGGAAUCAAUCCACAGACUGUAUGCUGACACAAAUUAGAAUCCCAUUAUAGAUGAGAUAGAAGGAAGGAUGGAAGUAUAAUUGGAAUCAUAGUCAGAUGGGUAAUUGGAUGGGUGAAUGUACAUUUUGGACAAAUGGAUGAAUAGAUGGUUCAAGAGCUGAGUGGGUGGAUGGAUGGUUGAGCGAGUGGAAGACAGAUGGCUAGCUAGGUGAUUGGAGGAUGAAUGGAUCGACGUUGGGAGGACUAGAUGCAUGAUUAUGUAGAUUAUGAGUAGAUAGAUGAUUGGCUGGACAACUGAAUUGAUGACCAAGUGGUUGUAUGUAGUGAAAUGAAUGGAUGGAUGGUUGUUUGUAUAUGUGGUUUUAUGGAAACAUGGAUAGAUGAUUAGGUGGGUGAGUGCAUAAAUGAGUGGAUAGAUGUUUGGGUGGGUAGAUGGAAUGCGAUGAUGGCUGGUUGAUGUGUGGUUAGUAAUAAUCCAAAAUGGUUGGAUAUGUGGAUGGGAGAAUGGUAUAAAAGUUAAAUGGAUGGAUGCAUAAGUGGAGGUGAAGAAUCCCUAAAGUUGCCUAAAAUACCUGGAUUGCCCUCACGAUGAUCUGUCAGUUUAAACAACGUCUAGAAUGAGUAGAGUUUUACUGGAUGAAUUGGCUUCCGACUAGAGUAGACAGAGACUGGAGCAGAGGCACCCUGGGAAGUCACUGCUGUGGAACUCCUGUGCCAUCCCUGUCCCCCCACUGUCUCAAUGCCUGCUUCUCGGGCACCCACCGCAACCAUGCUCUGACCAUUUCCCCCUUCUUGCCACUGCCAAAACUUCCGUCAGCAAAAAUUCUGUUGAGAACUGAACAAAAAGUAAAUUAUUUGUAAAAGGGGUUUUUAUUUUAAUAGACUUCCAUUUAGAGGUACUAAUAGUAGACUUACAGCCAUCCACCUAGGAAGAAGCUUGGGGUAAAAACAGAUAUAUUCCCUCUAAUCCUGAAACUAACUACCUAGAUGGUCAACUACUUUACUGUUGUGUUGACUAAAUGCCAAAGGCUGGUCUGACAGAAGCCCGCAGUCCACAGUCUGUCAGGUAAGUGUUUUAGCCUUCAUUCUAGAUGAGUCAGAUGCCACUGGGCAAGAACAGUCUCUUUCUCAUUCUUUACACUCAGUGCCCAUAACAGAGUAUAGCACGGAGACAGCACUUAAUAAAUGUUAGAUGAUGAAUGGGUGGCUGGACAGGUGGUAGACAGGCAGUGGGUGGAUGAUGGAUAGCUAAGCCUCAGUGGUCCCACACUGCUUGCCUUCACCAUUUCCCCAGCAGUAUCUUGCAGUUCUCUAGAACUGGACUACUGAGUACCAAUAAACAAAAGCUCUGAGCCUUCCAAAAGUCUGAGCAUGACUCCAGAACUUGCUGACCAGUCCAGCAGAAGGACAGAGACCCAAAGAAGUCCUUGGGUCAACCUCUGGAGCUGAAGGUAUUUGGCUAUCCGCAGGAUUUAGAAGUCAAAGGUCCACCACUGGAAUUUGUUUUAUUUUUUUCAUUGCAAAUGACAGAAACACAAAGUGCUUCAACAAGAAAAACAAAAUUACUUGGCUUAGUUGACCAAAAGAUUCAGCAAUGUGUGAUCUCAGACCCCCAACCCCAUCCCAAAUACAGAAUUCAAGAUAUGCCUUUAAAUUUUUAAAUUCUCUCUCUCCAUCCCCGGAUGAUGUUUCCUCCCAUUUGGUUUCAUUUGUAGGCAGUAAUCCACAUGCUUAGAGUAGAAGCUGUAGAAGGAGUAAUUCAACAAAGCUUUCCAUUGACAAAGUACUGUUUAAUUCUUGAAAGAAUGAUUGCUUAGGAAAAAUAGGUUAAAUUAAUCCUGGGAGUUAACAAAUGUCCUUAUGGCUGAAAUAUUCUGAGUUGGUUCUUCCUGAGUUAUUUGCAGCCAAAAGCAUCCCAACUUAUCCAACACAUAACAAAUAGUGUUAGUAGUAGAGUCGUAUAUCACAUGGGCUUAGAUCUCUACUCAGGAAAUCAGUCAUUCCUGUUAUCAACAAGGAGCAGGAUAUUUUUUUCAUCAACUAUUAAUCAGGAAUCUAAACUGCACUGCAGUGUCGCAGGCGCAAGAGACACAAAUCUGAAUAAGACAUCACCAUGCAAAGAAAAACAUUGAUAAAUUUGACCACCUUAAAAAAAAACUUACUAAAAAAACAUAAGCAGAGACAAAAGUCAGAGUGAAAUUCAAAUCACCGACAAGACCAAGGGUCAAUCCCAAUAUAAAAAGAGCUCUUAGAAACUAAUAACAGUCCAACAACCAAAUGAAAAAUGGUCAGAGACUAUCAACAAACAUGUGAUUUUUUAAAAUCACAACGGGUUCUCAAUCUUAUAAGAAGAUUAGUCUUACUCAUAAGAGAAAUGCAAAUACAUUGAGAACCAUUUUCCCCCAUCAGGUUGACAAAAAUCUGGAAGUUUUAGGACUCACAGUUCUGGCGGAGCUGUGGGGCCCUUUGUGCAUUGCUCUUGCAGGCUGAAAUUGACACAGCUCCUAAGGAGAGAAGGUUGACACUAUUUAUCCAAUAUGUAAGUUUGACCCAGCAAUCCCACUUCUGAGAAUUUACUUAUAGAUAUAUGUAUGUAGGUGUGUCUAUAAUUGCAGAGAAUGAAAACAACCCAAAUACUCAUCUGUGGUAAUGUGUUUACAUGAUGAUAUAGCCCUGCAAUGGAAUACUAUACAGUCAUAAAAAAGAACAAGAUCCUUCCCUACGUAUCAGUUUGGGAAGAUCUAAACACAUCACUAAGUAAAAAAGACUCAGAUGCCAGAGCAGAAUGACAUGUGCACAUGCCACCGAAUAUAUGAAAAUAGAGAAAAAAAUAACUAUUAUCUUAUUUGCAAAAACAAACUUUGGAAGGAUGUGUAAGAAAUUAAAGCAGUGACCUGUAGGGAGCUAUCAGACAGGUUAUCAAGUGGGAGAUAUUUAUUUACAUAUAGAUACCUUAUUUACAUGUUGAACUUGUGAAUGGGUUACCAUUAGAACAUCUUAAAGAUCAAAUGUCAGUUCUGGGGACUUAUCUCUCAUAGCCUGUUGCCCUAGGGAGCUUGUUUCUAGCCACAGUUUCCCCCAAAUGACAACAGUAGCCCUUUCCCCAUGGCCCUCAAGGUGCUGGUGUGAAGACUGAAGAAACGUCUGUAAAUCAAGCGACCCCUCCUGCCCCAUCCCAGGAAGCCUCGCCUGCCCUGAGCCAUCACAGGCAGUGGUGCUCCCAGGGCUCUGAGUCAGGGACACCCCAGAAAGCCCUGUCAAAGCAGCUUUCAGAGCAACUGUGCUACAUCCAUUCAUCCAUUCUCCCAGGGUGAGCCAGGUCUACCAUUUACCAGGUGCUCUCCUCAACUUCUGAAUACAGAGGCAGCCCAGACCUUCAUGGAGCCAACUUUCCUGCAGAGGGACCCUGAAAGAAAGCCGGCAGCUGAACUGGGGGCUCGGGCUUUCCCCCUCACCUCCUCAUCUUGCGGAGAGGGCCUGCCAGCCAGAAGCAGGAAACCUGUACACACCCCAGGUCCUUUACACACGCCGGGCACAAGCUUGCUUUUCUGCUUGAGCCUAAGUCCCCUUCCAAGAAGUGCCUUGAGGUCAGGAGAAGGGGCCGUAUGACUCUCAGCAAGGAGAAGGUAGAUCUUGGAAGCCUAAGUCAGCCAACUUCAAAAAAAAGAGCCCUGAGAACAUCUUUGAAAGAGAUCACGGUAUCUGUCCGGUGAAAUUUAUUCAGAGUCCAAAUAAUGGCCCCUUUGCUGUCCAAGGGGUGAACAUUCAUUGAGGGUCUUUUCUGUUGGUUGAGAUUUUGACUUUCAGAACACACAGCAUGGCCUUGUUGUGUCAACAAUGGAGGCUGCUGUCCUCCUCAGACCUCAGCUGAAGUCCAGAGAAAGCACAGGGCGAUGCGGUGUGGAGUAACCGGAGCAAUGUGCGGGCACCACGGACCACCUCCUCUAAGGAGGUGAACUCAGGUGACAUCUGAGCUCAGACCCGGAUGAUGAGAAAAACCCAGAAAGCGUUCCAGGGAGACAGGAAGUACAGAGCUUCCAGGCAAACAAACCUUUCAAGCUGGAGGGCAAGAAAGGAACCAGGUGAGGAAAAAAAAAAAAAAGGAACCGGGUGUGGCUACAGGUGAGGCCAAAGGUCAUGGGUCAAAGGGCAAGACCUGGCUAGAUCUGACUGAAUGCUUUUGGAGGUGAUGUGGGAUUUUACUGGAGUUUGUAUUUUAUUCUAAAUCCAAGGAGAAGACUCCAUAGAGCUUUAAGCAGGAGAGUGGCAUGAUCUGAUUUACAUUUUAAAAAAUCACCCUAACUGCUGUGGGGAAAAAUGGUCUGAAGGCAGAAGGAUGGAGGCAGGGCGUCCAGUCAAAAAUAACUGGUUAUGGGAGUCCCCAUGAACUGAACAGAGACUUUUAAAUAUUAUUUUAUAAUCUACACACAGUUUCCUACAUGAAACUCAAGUAUGCAUCUUGAUGUAUUUUUACAUAUGAUUUGGGUAGCCAGCAGCCAGAUCCAGAUGGAAGACAUUUCCAGGCCCAUAAAAACUGUCUCCUGGCCCUUGCCAGCCUUUACCCCCAUUCCGUCAUGUUCCUGAUUUCUGCCACCACAGUAGUUGGGCCUGAUCAUGGGUUCAUAUACACAGGCCCAUACAGCAUGUACUGUUCUCUAUCUGGCUUCUUUCACUCAUAAGGUUUUUGAGGCGGUCCCUGUUAUGGCGUGGAUGUGCAGCUCACUCUGGGUAGAGAAUUUGAGUUAAUUCUGGACCAUUCUCCUUACACUGCUUUCAACCCCUGUUGAUGCCAGCUCAGCGCCAGCAAACUGUGCUUGCCAGUGACCACCAGAGGGCAGUGCAACCCUGCAGCUGGCCUGAGCGCCGCGCAGGGGCCCCCUGAAGUGGGGCCUGGAACAAGGCAGGGUUGCCCUUGAAAGGAUUUUGAAAGCGUCUUCUUCAGGCCAUGCCCAGGCUUCAGGGAUUGUCUCAAUGAAAUGGCAGCGCCGUUGACAACGUUCAGGCCCACGAGUUAAUGACCAGCUGAUCGGCCAAGGCCGCAGUGGGGAUCCCAGCAAGGAGCAGUGUCUGUAGGAAGGCAAGGGGACGCUAAGGUGGCCCCAAGGGCGAUCUGCAGCCACAGGUCUGGAGAGCACUGUCCUACACCUGCCCCGUCUUUAAAAGUUGGCUUCUCUAACUUUUAAUAAUGUGAUUGCAAUAAUUAAAAUUGUUUGGAGAAAUGUUGGCAUUUAUUUUAUAACCAGAAGUUCAUUUGAAGUUAGUAACAAGCCAGGUCCGGCCAAAUACUGAUUUUUAAAUUCAGCCAUUAAGGAUUUGGCCUCAAAUGAGCAUUUGGUCAACUCUGGCUAUAGGUGAGGGGGCACCUCUUUUCAUCUGCAGCCCCCACUGCGCAGGUAGUGGGGUAGCGGCCUUCGUCUCGGUCCUGCUGGCCACUUGGUGUGGUUGAAUGACAAGCUGCUAUGUCCCAGGUGCUGGGCUAAGCCUUUGACCUGCAUUAGCUCAUUCUGUCCUCACAGCCACCCAGGGUCCUGUCAGGAGAGGAGGGAGGGCACGGUAGUUAGGACACUGACACUGGGUUAAAUCCCAGCUCUCCCUUUUAUAUCUGUGGGAACUGCACCUCCUGAACCCCAGUUUGCAGUUGAAAAUGGGUGUGACAACAGCACUGACCUCACAGAUUUGUUGACCACACCGAGUGCAUUCAGAUGGGAACAGCACUUAGAAGUGGCUUUCAAACUUUUUUGACUGCCCUCCACAAGAAACUCAUACUACAUUAUGAGUAUGUAGUAUCCUGAGUAUCCACCCAGGAUAACAUACAUAUAUGUAUGUGUACCUAAACAUGAGUGUAUGUGUUUUGUGAAUGUAACUAAAAUUAUCUCACAAAGCAAUGCCUACCCGUAUCACUGUGCUGUAUCCUGUGAUCUUCCUCCCUACUCUGUUUUUAAAUGAUGCAGGUCACAAUCUACAAACCAAUUUCACUCAUAACCCAUUGUUUUGAAAAUACUGGUUUAGAACAAGGUGUGGCAAAGAAUAAGCUUGUCAUCCAAUUAACUGUGGUUUUCAUAAACCCCACUUUACAGAGGGGGAAACUGAGGCCCAGAGAGGUGUGGCUUGCCCCUGACCUCACACCUGAAAAAAGGUGACAGAGCUUGCGUUUCCAACCCAGCGUCUUUGACUGCUAGAUUACUGUUCUCCGGCCUGAGGCUGCAAACUGGUGGGUGGCUCACAGGCCAGAUCUGGCCCACAUGUAAGAUUGAUUGCCCUUCAUGGUAUGUUUUUAAUCUUUGAUCCAGUUACUUAAGACUUGGGAGAUUUCAUUUAAAUUGUGACUUCUCUCUCCAAAAAAGUGAACAGUCUGUUGACACCGGGCCUGCAUGUGCACAUGACCAGCUGAGCCACACUGCAGCUGCCCCUUUUAGCUGCAGCAGGUACUCUCUAGGCUUACCCAAUGGCCGCAUUCCCCACCACACCCUGCUGUCUCCCUGCAACACUGAGGCCAAGCAUCAGCUGUCAUUCAUCAUCACACCUGCUGACUGUUUUUUCCAGAAUGGAGAAGUAUUUUUCUAUCAAAAGUGGAAAUGCAAAAACUAAACCAAGGGACCUUCAUGUUUCAAGAAGAACAUAGGUGCAUGAAUCGAUUCUACCAUGUUUCACAUACAAAGAAGACAUGUCUAUGUCGAUUCUACCCUCCCCCAGCCCCAGCCCCCCUGCCCCACCACCACCGAUCUGCUUCUUUGGUUUCUAGUCUCUACCUGGGCCUGGGAGCCGAGCAGAGUUUACAGCUCCCGUCCUAAGCACUACCCUGUAGCUACCCUCUGUCCAUAGCUGUGUCUGCAGCUCCUGAAACUGCCCAGCUGUGAAUGGGAGCCUAAUUAACAGUGACUACAUGAGUGGCUUUUAUACAAUAGCUUCUCCAAUAAUGACUUCUAAAGAUAUCGUAAUGGUUAAGAGCAGGCAGUUUUUUUGUGUCGUCAGACUGGGUUCAAGUCCAGCUUCUGCCACUAACUAGCUGUGUAAGCUCAGGCAGCUUCCUCCACCUCUCUGGGCCUGAUGUCCUCAGCUGCCAAAUGCAGGUUAUUAGGAUGCAGUGUUGCCUGGAAUGAAGAAGAUGCUUGUACAUGGAGUUCCUUCUCCUUCAGUUCAUUAAGGUGAAUCAAGGUCAGUACUCAACUGCCUUAACAAGCUGGCUAGUGCCCAGCUGGCCUGACCUCGGACUAUCCUCUGGGCCAGGGGGACAGAGGUAUCCCAUUAAUACCAUGCCCUGAGAAUAGAGCCCUGGGCAGGUAGAGCUGUGGGCCAGAUGGCAAAGCCAAGGGUUUGAUCGCUGGCCACAGCGCUGGGUGAGAACUGCCUGGUCCAACACGCAGCCGUCCUUCCUCCCCUCCUCCCUCCUGCUGCUGCUGUGCCCUCCUGAACGCAAGGGGCUGGAAAGCUGCGAACUGUUCCCUCGGCUCCUUACAGCCAAGGGUCUGGAGCAUUUCAGGACCCACCAGUCCGCUGUGUUCCACAAGGGACCUACACUGGGUACGGAAUUAAAUGGGGAGAAAGGUGGCUGUCCUAUGUGAGAAACCAAGGCACGUUCUGCCACCAAGCGUCCAGGGGUCAGUUCAGGUGCUGAUGUCCUGAGGCCAGACCUGCACAGAGGCAGUGAGGACAAGCACACUCUGUGGCUGUCACCCUAUCUAACUGGGACGACCGAGAGAAGAGGCUACUGCUUCCCUUCCACCUUCAAAAUCUCACACAAGUUCCUCUUUUGGUCAAUUCUACCUCAGAAAUACUCAAGGAAAGGGAUUCUGAGAAAUGUAGUUCCGGCCUCACCAAGUUAACACGACAGACUGUAGACAGGUUUGCUCACUACAGCUUUCCACUUUAACUGGCCAAGUGAACUCUGCUCUUGACAGCUGACCUGACUGACGGACUUUGGAGUUCUACAGUGUAUGCUGUCAACAUUUUCAUUAACCAAGGUCUUUUGGGGUUGGACAAUUCCUACCUUGGGACCUGGCACCAGAAGCAGCUGCAUCUCAAGUUCCCAGCCUCCCUUGCAGUUAGAAUGCAAGCAUGUGAACUGGGCUCAAUCAGUGAGAUAUACUCAGAUGGGACCCAGACUCAGCCAAUCAAAUACAUCCAAAUGGUAGUUAGACUUAGUCAAAUACACCCACGCGGAACCUAGGCUUAGCCAAUCUAGAUACACCCACAUGUGAAAGCAAUGGAAGUGGAUUGUGACACAUGGGAUCCAAUCUAGCGAGGAGGCCAAAAGGGCAUGCCCAUUGUCACUAGUGAGAGUUGCAGUGUCUGGGCCCAGUGGCAGUGACACAAAGGUCCUGCAAUGGAAUCUGGACAUCGUUCGUGGCUGUGUGGUCUCCAAGCCAGUCUCUCUGGCCUCCCUCCCAGAGAUCUGGGAGCCUCUUAAUAUCCUUUCAUUUCUUCCCUGCUCCAAUUUACCUAGAGUGGAUUCUCUUGUUUGCAACUAAAAACCCGACUUCCUCUAAAUUCAUUUAGCCCCCAUGUCUCAAUUUCCCAAAAGCAGAACAAUACCCACCCCCACCCCCACCCGGGGCAGUUGAGAAGAGUCAGGGAAGGGCCGCCCAGAGGCUUUGCGAAAACCUAGGUCGGUGCCGCACACACAGACCAUGUCGUCUGAUGGGCCACUGCCCUGGCUUGGUGUCAGGCAGUCGGCUUUGAAUCCUGGCUUUGGCACUGACCUGUCGUGUGACCUUAGGCAAGUCACUUUCCCCAUCUGGAGAAUGGGACUAUGAUUAGUGCCUGCCUGUGGCAUCAUUGUGACCACUGAAAGAUGGCUGCAGGGAAAUCCCUCAGCACAGAAGGAAUAUGGGUGGCCUUUGUUUCUCUGGAUUAAAGAAAAUAAAUAAUAACAUACACUGUGUCCUGAUGCACCCAAAGAGGGUCUGUGAAAUGCUGAUGUUUCGAAAACAUAUUCAAAACACAACUCUGAUUAAUGCCACUGAAUUACACACUUGAAAUGGUUAAAAGGGCAAAUUUGAUGUUAUAUAUUUUUUACCACAAUGUUUUAAAAUGAAUGUAAUACACCUAAGAUUAUUGAAUUAUACACUUUUAAAUGGGUGGAUUGUACGGUAUGUGAUUGUGUCUCAAUAAAGCUGUUUAAAAAAAAA